UUCUUCUGAUCUCUAUACUCAUACUUACUGUUUAUCUCUAUUAUCCCGUUCAAUUAUUUUCUCACUGUCAAAAAACAACAACAAACAAACAAACCAAUAACCAUUUUGCAAUCAACAAAGUGUAUCAAGACACUCAAGUAUGGCCGGUUUGCUAAAAUCAUGACCCAAGGCAAUAUUACAAUUAGCGACGACAAUGGAAACAAUUUACACAGCGCUCAAGCCAACAUUAUCCAAAACAACAGUAAUAAUAAUGAUAGUAUCACCAAUGAAUCCUCCUUUUCCACAAUCAAUCAUACCAUCGACUCGUCAAAAGAAGAACCACCACUCUCUCCAACAUCAUCCAAUACUAAUCAAGGUGCAUCAUCCUCAAUUAUUCUCCCCACUUCUCAUUGGAAAUCAGAAACCCCAAAUACCAGCAACAACAAAGGCAAAGCAAAAGCGAAUGACAGCAAUGAAUCCUCAACCAAUAGACCUCAAGCCGCCUUUAUCAACAAAUUAUACAAAAUGUUGGAAGAUGAUUCGAUACAACAUUUGAUCAACUGGUCUCCUAAUGGUGAUCUAUUCAGCGUAUCUAGUCCUACUGCAUUCUCAAAGUUGGUUUUACCUCAAUACUUUAAACAUAAUAACUGGCAAAGUUUCGUUCGACAACUCAACAUGUACGGAUUCCACAAAGUCAACGAUAUGAUUCACUCCAACUUGACUAGCGAAAGCCAAAAGUGGGAAUUCCGACAUCAACAUUUUCGACGAGGAGCCAUAAACGAAUUACAAAAUAUUAAAAGAAAAAGUGCCAAAUCCCAUCAUCAAUACUUGUCACCGACUAGUUCACCAGUAUCUACCUCCUCUGUUGGUCGUCUCCUUCUCAAUACCAGUAGUCAUCAACAAUCGACACAAGAUCAGCAACAACAGCAAUCAAAUCAACAGUUUGGAGGAAACCAUGGUGAACAUAAUCUAUAUGACGACAAAUAUAGUCUAGAUCCUAUCAACAGGGUAGACCAAUCCAAUCCAAUAUAUCAUCAUAUUUUACGCCUGGAAGAUCGUGUUCGACUUGUUUCUCAUUCACAUACUUCGCUUAAGAAUGAAACUGAACGUUUGAAAUCUAUUCUAUUAAGACAACAAGAUGCUAUGCAAGAUAUUGCUGAUGUGUUGUUGAAUAUAUCAAAAUAUGACAGUAAUAAUGUGCAUUAUGAAAAAGUUGAAAAGAUCAGGCAACACAUCAAGACGUUACGCGAAGCAAUGGACGAUGGUAAGCGAAAUCUCUCGGAAUCGGAAUGCCAACUAGAUUCAUCCUUGAAACGAAAAUCUCCUCAAACGGCAACAACAACAUCGACUUUUUCGUUCACGGAAGACAGUACCAACGCGCCACCUCCACUAUCAUCCGCUCGGGUUGGCAAUAAUGACAAUCCAAAUCUCAAUACCUACAACAAUUACAUCAAUGUCACUAGUACUUAUCGAAAUGACGGAAUGACAACGACAUUCAUGAAGAGUGAUGAUCAUGAUACUGACAACAACAACAACAGUAGUAAUAGUAGCAUCGUAUAUCGAAAGAGCGAACCCUUCUUACCUAUGCCGAUCUCAUCCAUUCUAUCAUCGAAUCUAUCUCCUUCUCCAGAACACAUACAGACAUCUAUGGAAGGUACCAGCAGCAAUGACAAUCGAUUACCCUCUAUCGAUCUCUCACAUACAGGUCCUUUUUCUUCAGCAUCUUCACAUCAUUAUCCGCAAUAUCCAACAACAACAUCCCCACCGAUGAGGGCUGGCCAUAGUUUACAACCUUUUCAAUCAUUACAACCCAUUCGAUCUUUAUUGGAAGCUACUGAAUUACGUCCUAUUGGUCCAUCCACAGAAUCAAUCACUGAAACAAGAUUAUCUCCGUACAUGGGCCUUGGAAAAGAAUCGCCGCUGAUGAAUCCCGUUGAUUUACGACAUCCAUCUUAUGACAACCGUGAUACGAAGGAGACAAAGCGACGACGAAAAGAACACUGAAAAAAAAAAAAAUAAGAAGACAUAAAGAUAUUACAAAUCAAUGCAAUAGGCGUAUCCUCCUUGUUUUUUUUUGUAAAUGAUAUCCCAUCAUUUGACCUUAUUUUAUUCUAUGAUUUACAUUAUUCUUAGAUCCAACAUUGUGAAUACUUAGUUAGAAUCGCAUCCAUAUUUUUUUGAACAACUUUUAAAUAAAGAUUUUCUCGUACAUAUCAUCC
Messenger RNA from Halteromyces radiatus, 2198 nucleotides. RefSeq names its product HSF-type DNA-binding-domain-containing protein. NCBI's taxonomy places the organism in Eukaryota, Fungi, Mucoromycota, Mucoromycetes, Mucorales, Cunninghamellaceae. Gene Ontology annotation, biological process: regulation of DNA-templated transcription. The transcript has 9 exons. The record is from RefSeq and is a predicted model, not a curated record. Gene Ontology annotation, molecular function: DNA-binding transcription factor activity; sequence-specific DNA binding. Bases 160 to 1983 code for a protein of 607 amino acids.